Messenger RNA from Cucumis sativus (cucumber), 1609 nucleotides. Its product is annotated as omega-hydroxypalmitate O-feruloyl transferase. Gene Ontology annotation, molecular function: acyltransferase activity, transferring groups other than amino-acyl groups. The coding region runs from base 109 to 1488 and encodes 459 amino acids. The record is from RefSeq and is a predicted model, not a curated record. Lineage: Eukaryota; Viridiplantae; Streptophyta; Magnoliopsida; Cucurbitales; Cucurbitaceae. The transcript has a single exon.
CAGCCUUUAUAUUUUACCUCAAACUUUCUUUGCAUGCCUCAGUAAAAACGUCACUCUUCUUCUACAAAUGCUUCCAAACACCAUCACUUGUUUCUUCAUCUUUCUCUCAUGGCUCCACCGUGGGUUCAAGAGCUCCAUAUUCCUCACAUGGAUAUCCCUGUAACCAUUAACCGUAUGAUUCCGAUCAUGCCGGCCGGCCCUAUCCCUACUGCAGACAGCGACUCUCUUUACCUCUCUAACCUUGACGAUGUUGUCGGUGCCCGUGUUUUCACUCCCACGGUCUACUUUUACGAGUUGAACAGCAUCAACUCCGGCAAGAAGCCGGUAAUGGAGAUGCUUCGAGAAGCACUUUCUCUUGUUUUAGUUCCUUAUUACCCUUUUUCAGGUAGGCUCAGAGAGACAAGAAACGGGAAGGUGGAAGUGUUUUUCGGAUCAGAACAAGGAGCUUUAAUGGUAGAAGCUCAUUCUGACAUAACAUUGAACAGUUUAGGGAAUAUAACGGUUCCAAACCCAGCAUGGGAGCCAUUGAUCUUCAAGUUCCCUAAUGAAGAGCCAUACAAAGUACUUGAAAUGCCAUUGCUUAUAGCACAAGUUACCCUUUUCAAAUGUGGGGGUUUCAGCUUAGGCUUGAGGCUCUGCCAUUGCAUUUGCGAUGGCCUUGGCGCUAUGCAAUUCCUUAGCGCCUGGGCUGCCACAGCCAAAUCAGGCAAGCUCAUAACAAACCCAGAUCCAUGUUGGGACCGAGAGUUUUUUAAGCCUCGUGAUCCACCAAUUGUGAAAUUCCCCCACGUUGAGUUCAUGAAAAUCGACGAUGGCUCGACCCUGACGAUGACACUCUGGCAAUCAAAACCCGUUCAACGAUGUUACCGAAUCAGCCGCGAGUUCCAACUCUGGCUAAAAUCUAAUGCCCAACCAGACGACAUGUCGGCCUGCUCAACGUUCGAUGCCAUGGCCGCGCAUGUUUGGAGGUCAUGGGUGAAAGCCCUAGAUGUUAAACCAGUGGAUUACACACUCCGGCUUACGUUUUCCGUCAAUGCUCGGCCGAAACUCGAAAACCCCCCAUUAAAAAACGGGUUCUACGGCAACGUACUCUGCCUCCCCUGCGUUACGAGCACCGUAUCGGAGCUGGUUAAUGGCGGUCUUUCGAAGACGACCCGAUUGGUUCGUGAGGCGAAGAAUAAAGUGUCGGAAGAGUAUGUGAAAUCGACGGUGGAUUACAUUGAGAUGGAUAGGCCGAGGAGAUUGGAAUUUGGGGGGAAAUUGACGAUAACGCAGUGGACUAGGUUUUCGAUCUAUGAAGGUGCGGAUUUUGGAUGGGGAAGACCGGUGUAUGCAGGUCCGAUUGAUCUAUCUCCGACGCCGCAGGUUUGCGUAUUCUUGCCGGAAGGGACGAGGGAAUCGAACGGGUCAAUGCUGGUUUGCAUUUGCUUGCCGGAAAAUGCUACGCAGAAAUUCACGGAGUUGUUGUGUACAGCGAGGGUAGAUUGAAAAUGGUUCCUUGAAACGUUUUCGUGGGAAGUCACACGUGAGAAAAGCACGUGUGUUUCUCUUUGUCUUUCUCCUUUUAUACGUCUUCCGUUAAUCUUUUAUGCUAUUCCCGUUAUUACUA